Molecule: messenger RNA, 2871 nt
Organism: Eupeodes corollae
Lineage: Eukaryota; Metazoa; Arthropoda; Insecta; Diptera; Syrphidae
Gene: slou
Product: homeobox protein slou
Exons: 4
Coding region: 330-2171 (613 amino acids)
Biological process (GO): regulation of transcription by RNA polymerase II; cell differentiation
Cellular component (GO): nucleus
Molecular function (GO): DNA-binding transcription factor activity, RNA polymerase II-specific; RNA polymerase II cis-regulatory region sequence-specific DNA binding
Source: RefSeq, a predicted model, not a curated record
CGACUGAAGAGGAUUUACUUUUUAUUUGACGCCGCUGAUUCAUAUUCUCAGAAAACAGAAAUCUCGGUGUUCAAGGGAUGAAUGUUAUCCCGGAACAGUGGAUUUAGUCGUAACAGUGCGUUUGAUGAGAUAAGAGUGCAAUAGCCUUUCCGACAAAAUAUAUAUAAAAGUACAUAUGAGUACAAAUGAAACCAGAGAUGUUCCGCGGGUAAUUUUAAAAUUCUAAAAGUGAAAAAAUUGGUCCCUUUUUUUAAAUAAUCCCUCGUGAGUGUUUAUGACAGGUUGUACAUUUUUUGUAUUCAAAAAAAUCAAGAUAAGUGAAGUGUACUAUGGUAAUGAUGCAAACAAUCCAUUCGGACACAAAACACACGGGAAGUGGCCAGUUAAGCCCGAACUCAAAUCCCGAUUCUCCCAAGUCCAAUACUUCCCCCGACGGUAACCCUAAACUGACCCUACAGAUGAAUAGUCUGCUGAUGGGCCAAUCCAACACCAGUGAAGAUUUUAAAUUAGAUCGUUUCUCCAUAGACCGUUUAAAACAGUUGACCGAUCAUGGGAUACUAAAUCGAUUGAGUCCGCCAGCAGGAGCUGAAACAAAUAAAGAAGACAGCACGCUACCUGCUUCUAUGAAUAACAUUAACAAUAACUGCAUUACUGGUCUCAAUAAUAACAAUGUUAGCAGCAAUACAAAUGUCAACAAUCGUCGAUCUCAUUCGCCGUCGCAUAGAAAACUUAUUGAGCUCGAUAUGGGUGCGAAUGUGAGAAAGCUGAUUCGACCUGAACCAAGCCAUCAUGUGCCAAGUGGGCUUUUACAUCAUCCGCAACAUUUACAACAUCUUCCCCAUCAUCAUCCGUCACAUCAACAACAUACGUCACUUUUAGUUUCGCCACAUACUCAGUUUCAAUUUAGAAAUCUACAUCAUACACAAUCGCCUCCAAUUUCUCCCAAUUCAACUGGCAAUUUACCUGCUCAAAAACCUUUAGAUCAAAAUAGUCCAAAGAGACUUCCCCAUCAACAGUUGUUAUCAUUGUCCCCGGCGGAAGAUAAUUCCUUGCAAACGUCAUCGACUUCUAUGGAUAAUAUUGAAGCAGCAGUGUUACCUGCGUCAGUGACUGCAAACACCAAUUUAACACCCGCCCAAACUGCCUCAAACCCAGUUAUCGGAAAUGACCUGGAUGUGGAAAGAAUAAAGUUAGCGGCUGCAACCGUAGCAGCGGCCAGAACAGCAGCAAUAUCAGCCGCAAAUGAACGGGAUCUUAGUGAUUAUGGCUUUCGGAUACAAUUGGGUGGGUUAUCAGCCGCAGCAGCAGCAGCAGCGGCCGUUUCAAGUCAAAAUAAAAUGUACGCAAGGAGCGAAACCAGUGAGGAGCUAAAUGUUGAUGGCAAUGAGGAUAGUAAUGAUGGGUCUAAUGAUACACCCUCGGUGUGUCCUGUUGAUCUUACCCGAUCUGUUACAACAAGUACUCCCAUAGACAAAGAAGCUGCCAAACGAUUGGCAUUUUCCGUCGAAAACAUCCUAGAUCCAAAUAAAUUCACCGGUAAAAAGGAGUCGAAGCAUCAUUUUAAUCCAUUACGGCAGUGGAGCUGUAGCAGUAGUAAUUACGAUCGGGAUGACAUGCAGGAUCGGCUGGAUGAUGACCAAAGUGAAAUCAUGUCUGCUCAGGACAUCAAUGACAUGAACCAUGAUGAAAUGUGUGAUGAUGCGAUGAGUAGUGACAUUGACGACAGAGCAAGUGAAACUGAUUCGAAAAAGGGUGGAAGUCGAAACUCGCGCGGCAGCUCCAGCGACGGAAAAGGACCUGGAGGAAGUGGUGGUGGUUCAAAGCCGCGUCGAGCCAGAACUGCAUUUACUUACGAGCAGCUCGUGUCGCUUGAAAAUAAAUUCAAAACCACGCGAUACCUGUCAGUUUGUGAGAGACUUAACUUAGCUUUGAGCUUAAGUUUGACCGAAACUCAAGUUAAAAUUUGGUUUCAAAAUCGCCGAACAAAAUGGAAAAAACAAAACCCUGGCAUGGAUGUGAAUAGCCCGACGAUUCCACCUCCAAACAGUGGAUCGUUUGGACCAGGCGGAUAUGCUAGUAGUUUAUUGUACCCCCAUGCCGUACCCUAUCCACCCUAUGGACCUUAUUUUCACCCUCUUGGCGCUCACCAUCUGAGUCACUCACACUCAUAAUUGGGUGGAGUCGAUGUUUUAAGCAUGUUUCUUUACAAAGACGUAAGGGCCCGCAGUCGACCUUAAAUUGUGAUUAUGUAUGUAUGUACGUUCUAGCUUCGUAUUAUUAGAUUGUAAGGAUAAUCCAACUGGAAGCAAAACGCGUAAGGCUACAGAGAUCAAUAUACUUUUAAUGGAUCUGGCGGAAGAAAUUAGCUAAAGCUCUGAAGCUGCAAAAUUCAAAUCUUCUGUAUAUGUACAUAAAAUUAAUAGCUAUAUGAAAUUUUUUACGAACUUUUCUUUGUUAUUGAAUUUCUGCUACUUUAUUCGUGUGAUUAAAAUGCAUUCGAUAAAAUGAUAACAUCGCUAAUGACUAAUUUCCGAUAGAAAUUAUCGCCGUAAAUUCGAAUAUUUCACAUGCCGGGUUUUGUGCAAGAUACUCGUACUUGGUUUAUGUAUGUAUGUAUAUGUAUCUAGAAAUCUAGUUUAUUAUUUUUUAAAUUUUAAAAUUGUCAAUUUUGCCCAAAUCAUGCGAUAAUAAAGGAGCAAUUAGUUCAUGUUUUUUUUUUAUAAAAUUAUGUUGGAUAUGAAUAUAUGUUCCUAACGUUUAAACGAUUCAUAUUUUUGAUUUGAAAAGUAAAAAAAAACGAUUUAUGUUGUUCUUUGGUGUAAAUAAAACUUUUAUGAUGUGUAGAAUAAAAGCAAAAUAAAAUUAUAGCAU